AAUAAAAUCGCACCGCUUUAUUUUCUUCUCUCUCCGACAGUCGAUUUCUAGAGAGAGAAACGUCAAAAGGAUUGUAGGGAGAGAAAGGCCCCUUCUUCCCAUUCAAUCAAACGACCUCUUAAACAAUGGCGGGUUUUAGGGUUUCUGGGGUUUAGUGAUCGACGAAUUUGUUAAAAUCUCGAUGGAAAUGCCCGGUAGGAGAUCGAACUACUCGCUUUUAAGCCAAGUCGACGAUGAGCAGUUCGCCGCCGGGGUUGGUGUGACUGGGACUUCGUUUUACGAGUCGUCUUCGGCAUCGGGAGAGGGCAAGAACAACAAGGGGAAGGUCGAAAGAGGCUUCGAUUGGGAGACUGGAGCUGAUCACAGAGGGAAUCAGCAGGUCAGUCGGAUCGGGAACGUGUAUUCGUCAUCGAUCGGAUUACAAAGGCAGUCGAGUGGGAGUAGCUAUGGUGAGAGCUCGCUUUCGGGUGAGUACUACCCCCCGACGCUGUCGACUGCGGCGGUCAAUGAGAUCGAUUCGAUGGGGUAUUUGCAUGAUGAUGUUUUUAAGAUUAGCGGUGGAGGAGGAAGUGAGUACAGAGGGAAGGGAUUAGACGGUGUUGGGGGCACCGGAGGAUCGUCUUCGGGGAAGAGCUGGGCUCAGCAGACGGAAGAGAGUUAUCAGUUGCAGCUAGCUUUGGCGCUUCGGCUGUCAUCUGAUGCGACUUGUGCUGAUGAUCCCAAUUUCUUGGAUCCAGUGCCCGAUGAAUCCGCCUUAAGGGCCUCGUCGCCGAUUUCAAUUGAUGCAAUUUCACAUAGGUUUUGGGUGAAUGGAUGCCUGUCGUACUUUGACAAAGUUCCAGAUGGAUUUUAUUCAAUUCUUGGCAUGGAUCCUUAUGUGUGGACUAUGUGUACUGAUCUGCAAGAGAAUGGUCGUAUACCCUCACUUGAAUUACUAAAGUCUGUUGAUUCUAGCCUUGGCUCUUCAAUUGAAGCAGUUCUUGUUGAUAGGCGUAGUGAUCCCAGUUUGAAGGAACUUCAUAAUAGAGUUCUUGGCAUUUCCAGUAGCUGCGUAACCACAAAAGAGGUUGUGGAUCAGCUUGCAAAGCUUGUAUACAGCCGCAUGGGGGGUUUAGCUUCUGUAGGAGAAGAUGACUUGGUUUCAGCCUGGAGGGAGGGUAGUGAUGAUCUGAAAGAGUGCCUAGGUUCUGUUGUUGUUCCAAUAGGCAGUCUAUCCAUCGGCCUGUGUAGGCAUCGAGCACUGCUAUUCAAAGUUUUAGCUGACAUAAUUGAUUUACCAUGCCGAAUUGCCAAGGGGUGUAAGUAUUGUAGAAGAGAUGAUGCUUCCUCAUGUCUUGUCCGCUUUGGGCUUGAUAAGGAGUAUUUAAUAGAUUUGAUUGGGAAUCCAGGUUUCUUAUGUGAGCCUGAUUCCUUGCUCAAUGGUCCGUCAUCCAUUUCAAUUUCUUCACCAUUGCGCUUUCCACGACUGAAACCAGUUGAAACCACCAUUGAUUUCAGAGCACUGGCCAAACAGUACUUCUCGGAUUGUCAAUCGCUUAAUCUUGUAUUUGAUGAAGUCUCAUCAGGACCUACAACCGAUGAAGAAAACCAUCGAUUUCCAAUGUAUCUCAAGCCAUAUGAUAGGAAUAGUCCAGAUGUUAAGAGCUUUUUGCCGAUUCCUGGUCACAUUGAUGAAACAGCUCGGCCUACUAAAGUUGGUCCACCUGGUGUUCCAGAUAGUCCUGCUCAAAAUAUUAUACAGCCAAGAAUCAAAGAACCAUCUGUUGGGCAUGGAGAAGGAGGUCAACUGAUUCCUAGUAAGGGAGGUCAACUGAUUCCCAGUAAACCUAGCAACAAAUUUAACCUUGACAUAGAGGAUUUGGACAUUCCAUGGAGUGAGCUGGUAAUAAAAGAAAGGAUUGGAGCAGGUUCUUUUGGCACUGUUCAUCGUGCUGAUUGGCAUGGCUCAGAUGUUGCUGUUAAAAUUCUUAUGGAGCAAGACUUUCAUCCAGAACGCUUCAAUGAAUUUUUGAGGGAGGUUGCAAUAAUGAAACAUCUGCGACAUCCAAAUAUUGUUCUCUUUAUGGGAGCUGUGACACAGCCUCCAAACUUGUCCAUAGUCACAGAAUAUUUAUCAAGAGGUAGCUUGUAUAGGCUUUUGCAUAAAUCUGGUGCAAGAGAGGUAUUGGAUGAGAGGCGUCGGUUGAAUAUGGCUUAUGAUGUGGCAAAGGGAAUGAAUUAUCUUCAUAGACGUAAUCCACCAAUUGUUCAUCGAGAUUUGAAAUCUCCAAAUCUUCUGGUUGACAAGAAAUAUACUGUGAAGGUUUGUGAUUUUGGUCUUUCACGCCUAAAGGCAAACACAUUUCUUUCAUCGAAAUCAGCUGCUGGGACUCCUGAGUGGAUGGCACCAGAAGUUCUCCGCGAUGAGCCAUCAAAUGAGAAGUCAGAUAUUUACAGCUUUGGUAUAAUAUUGUGGGAACUUGCCACUUUGCAACAACCAUGGACUAAUUUAAAUGCUGCACAGGUUGUGGCAGCUGUUGGUUUUAGAGGCAAAAGACUUGAGAUUCCUCGUGAUUUGAAUCCUCAAAUUGCUUCUUUAAUUGAAGCAUGCUGGGCCAAUGAACCGUGGAAGCGACCUUCAUUUGCCAGUAUCAUGGACUCUUUGAGGCCAUUGAUUAAACCUCCUACACCUCAACCUGGCCAUCCGGAUUUGCAAUUACUAACCUGAAUGGUGGAACAUUCAAUAAGUCUUAUUCAUGCACAUAGUACAGCAUUCUUAUCUGAUUGUUGACAGGCAGGUGUCGUGCUGUUCAGAUAGUCUCAGGUACGGUGUUCUUAAACCUGACUCGUGUUUGCAAAUCUUUAUUUUUCCUUGUAGAAAAAUGGCUUGUAAAUAGUGGAAUCAUGUAUAGAAAAAUGGCUUGUAGACUCGGAAUCUCAUAGUCAUGAUUUUGCUCUGUCAAACUAAAAAUACUUCCAUUCUUUUACCCCCACUGUAGGCUCAAUAUUUAGUGCUUCCUUUCUUUGUUAUUUGUAAAAUGGCAUCAUUUUCAGGUAGAUAUUGUACUGAAUGUGCCUGUAACCUUGAUGAGUAUCCGGUAUAGCGAAGGAUUGUGUUAGUGUCAUUUUUUUUUUGUUCACUCCAGAAGAAAUUUAGCUUUAGUUUGUGAUUUUUAUUCUGUAAUAAAACAAAUUGUACAAUUCUAGUGCAUCAAAGUUUUUCGAUUGGUGUCAA
This is a messenger RNA of Humulus lupulus (European hop), 3214 nucleotides long. RefSeq names its product serine/threonine-protein kinase CTR1. The record is from RefSeq and is a predicted model, not a curated record. Gene Ontology annotation, biological process: protein phosphorylation. The transcript has 15 exons. Gene Ontology annotation, molecular function: ATP binding; protein kinase activity. Bases 182 to 2707 code for a protein of 841 amino acids. NCBI's taxonomy places the organism in Eukaryota, Viridiplantae, Streptophyta, Magnoliopsida, Rosales, Cannabaceae.